GUUUCCGGCUUUUCAGCAUCACUAACAUUUCCUUUUUUCAUCUCCUUCAAAUGUCGCAUCAAAACCGUACUUUGAAUUGAAAUUCUCAUUUGGGAUACAGAAUUUUCUCACCCUUUUUCCCUUUCUCUAUAAAUCCAUCAUAUUCACACGUCUCUCCCUCUCUGUUUCUCUACUGCUGCUGGUGCUGUGCUUAGCCACAUGGAUUUUUCUGUUUGGGAUUUUUUGAAGAGUACUGUUCUUGUUCGUGUUCGUGUUCGUGUUCUUGUUUGUGGGUUUCUGGUUUUGAACUGCUUCCUUGGAUUUGGAUCCCAUGCACAGCCUCUGCCUCAACAAGAAGUGAGAGCCCUUGAAGCAAUAUCCGCAGAGCUAAAGAACUUAAACUGGAAUGUCCACCAAAAUUCUUGCAUUAAUGGCAAUGGGUUUUCCAAUAGAGUAAUCGACGGUACUGAUGUCAUCAGAGAGGUGAACUGCAGUUGCUCCACUGUUUCUUGCAGCGUUACCAGCAUCCGGCUAAAGGGUCUCAAUCUAACUGGAAUUCUGCCGGCAGCAUUUGGAAAUCUGACUCAGCUGCAGCUGAUAGAUCUUUCUCGCAAUUUUAUAUCCGGACCAAUCCCUAGAGAGUUUGCUCGCAUUCCUCUUGUUGAGUUGUCCAUGUUGGGAAACCGGCUCAGUGGCCAGAUUCCUCCAGAAAUUGGCGACAUCGCAACACUUGAGCAUCUGGUCUUGGAAGACAAUCGGCUUGGAGGAAAUCUUCCUGAAAGCCUCGGGAAACUGACCCGCUUGCAAAGAUUACUUCUUACUGCAAAUAAUUUCACCGGGCCGAUUCCAGACACUUAUGGAAACUUGAGGAACUUGACUGAUUUUCGGAUAGAUGGAAAUGAUGUAUCGGGAAAGCUUCCUGAAUUUAUUGGCAAUUGGACCAAACUUGAAAGGCUGGAUAUUCAAGGAACUUCUAUGGAGAACCCCAUUCCUCAUGCCAUAUCCGAGUUGAAAAACUUAACUGAACUGAGGAUAACUGACUUGAAGGGACCAGCAACUAGUUUUCCGAAUUUGACUCAAUUGACAUCUUUACAGGAAUUGGUCCUAAGAAAUUGCUUAAUCGAGGAUCGUAUUCCUGGAUAUAUCGGUCAGUUUAAUGCAUUAAAAACUUUAGAUCUAAGCUUCAACAGAUUGAGUGGUCCAAUUCCAGACACAUUUCAGAAUCUAGAAAGAGUUACUCGGUUCUUAUUUCUGACCAACAACUCAUUAAGUGGCCAAGUACCAAGCUGGAUUUUGAACAGUGAAAGGAGCAUAGAUUUAUCUUACAACAAUUUUACAGGGUCCCCUGUUUCCAGUUGUCAACAGUCUGAUGUGAACUUGGUUUCCAGUUAUUCAACUACAAUGAAUGAUACUGUUGCUUGGUGCCUGAGGAAGGAUCUCCCUUGCCCUAGGGAAGCUCGAUUUCAUUCCUUGUUCAUAAAUUGUGGAGGACUGAGGAUGGAGGUUGAUGGUAAUGAAUAUGAAGAGGAUGUGACUAUGGGUGGCAAGUCCAAUUUUCUUUCUUUUUCUGAAAGAUGGGCUUAUAGCAGUACUGGUGUUUUCCUGGGAAAAGAGGAUGCUGAUUACAGAGCAUCAAGUAGCAAUGUAUCUGCUUCAAGCAUCUACACAACUGCUCGACUCGCACCGCUUUCGCUGAAGUACUAUGGACUUUGCUUACGGAGAGGAAGUUACAAUGUGAAGCUUCACUUUGCUGAAAUAAUGUAUACUGCAGAUGAAACUUUCAGCAGCUUGGGAGAGCGCAUAUUUGAUAUCUCAAUUCAAGGAAAUUUGGUUAGAAAAGAUUUUAACAUAAUGAAGGAAGCUGGAGGUGUUGGUAAGGACUUUAUUCUAGAAGAGCCUAAUAUUCUAGUCAAUGGCAGUACUCUUGAGAUCCACUUAUAUUGGGCUGGUAAAGGAACAACAGCCAUUCCAAACAGAGGGGUGUAUGGACCUCUCAUAUCUGGGAUCAGUGUCACUCCAAACUUUGAUGUGGAGACCGGAGCGCUAUCAGCUGGGGCUAUUGCUGGCAUUGUUGUUGGCAUUUUUGUGUUCGUUGUGUUAGUGUUGGCUAUUCUCCGAUGGAAAGGUUACUUGGGCGGAAAGGACACUGAAAACAGCGAAUUGCGGGCCCUAGAUUUACAAACAGGUUAUUUCAGUUUAAGACAAAUCAGAGCAGCCACCAACAACUUCGACUCGACAUAUAAGAUAGGCGAGGGAGGUUUUGGUCCAGUGUACAAGGGAGUAUUGUCGGAUGGUACUUCAAUUGCUGUAAAGCAGCUAUCCUCCAAAUCACGGCAAGGAAACCGUGAAUUCGUCACUGAGAUUGGGAUGAUAUCUGCAUUACAACAUCCAAAUCUUGUUAAGCUUUAUGGUUGUUGUAUUGAAGGAAACCAGUUGUUGCUUAUAUAUGAGUAUCUAGAGAACAAUAGUCUUGCCCGUGCACUUUUUGGCCCCGAGGAGCACCGACUUCACUUGGAUUGGCCGAGAAGAAUGAAGAUAUGCUUGGGAAUAGCAAAGGGAUUGGCUUACCUUCAUGAAGAAUCUAGAUUGAAAAUUGUUCACAGAGAUAUAAAAGCUACCAAUGUGCUACUUGAUAAAAGUUUGAAUGCCAAGAUUUCUGACUUUGGGUUGGCUAGGCUUGAUGAAGAGGAGAACACCCAUAUCAGCACAAGAAUUGCUGGCACAAUAGGUUACAUGGCUCCCGAGUAUGCGAUGAGAGGUUACUUGACUGAUAAAGCCGAUGUUUACAGCUUCGGAGUUGUGGCCUUAGAGAUUGUUAGUGGGAAAAGUAACACAAAUUACAGGCCAAAGGAAGAAUUUGUUUACCUUCUUGAUUGGGCUUAUGUUCUACAAGAGCAAGGAAACCUUCUCGAACUUGUCGACCCGAGUCUCGACUCACAUUACUCGAAAGAAGAGGUGAUGAGGAUGAUUCACAUAGCUCUCUUAUGCACAAACCCGUCUCCGACUUUAAGACCAUCCAUGUCUUCUGUGGUCAGCAUGCUCGAAGGCAAAAUUGCUGUUCAAGCACCAAUCAUCAAGCGCAAUGCAGCCGAUCAAGAUGCAAGGUUCAAAGCCUUUGAGAGGCUGUCUCAAGACAGCAUAACAGGCAUUUCGACAUCGUCGCAAGGCAUUCAGAUGCAAAGAAGCAUGUUAGUCGACGGGCCGUGGAUCGACUCCUCUACUUCUACUCAAAACAAGGAUGAGACCCAUGAUAUUUCUUCAACCAGAAAUCUCCUUUAGGAUGUAGAGAUUGAAUCAAACCAAAGGAUGAAACUGACAAUGAGUUAUAUGCAUUUUUCUGUUUCAACUUCCAUUCAUAUUCUUUUGUAGAGUGUUGUUCGUUUUGUAUAUGCUGCGGCUCAAAAAAAAAAAAAAAAUUUAGAAAUGGUUUCUCUUUCCAAAGUUCAUUUUUCUGUCUCUCCUGCAUUAUGUACUCAGUAACCUUCUAGUUUAUUAUUUAUUGUUUCCUUUCUAAAUAAAU
Molecule: messenger RNA, 3499 nt
Organism: Momordica charantia (bitter melon)
Lineage: Eukaryota; Viridiplantae; Streptophyta; Magnoliopsida; Cucurbitales; Cucurbitaceae
Product: putative LRR receptor-like serine/threonine-protein kinase At1g53440
Biological process (GO): protein phosphorylation
Molecular function (GO): protein binding; ATP binding; protein kinase activity
Source: RefSeq, a predicted model, not a curated record